AUGGAAUCAGACGAACGACCGGCAAAGAUCCGCAAGCUAAGCAGCCACCAUGACCGCGAUACGCCUCCUGCUCAAGCGCCCACUUCUGUCGACAAUGCCUCCGACGCAGUCAUGCAAGACGCUGCUGGUACCGCACCAACACAACCACCCACCACCGCUCCCCUAGCUGANUCUCCCCGAGUCCACCAUAUCCGCUCCGCAAAACCCCUCCGCUGGCACAACAACCGCCUCUCUCGUCAACUCUGCCACCGCAACUCACGAAAAUGCCCUCCACAACCUCCAACAGCAUCCACCACCACCACAGCCUCGACUGAAACUCCCACAGCCCACCCCCUCUCCAAAUCCAUGCAAAAGAAACUGCGCAAACAAGCCGAAUGGGACGCCAAAAAGAAGACCGCAAAAUCUGGCGCAAGGAAAAGAACCAAGCCAAAAAGGAACGCAAGCGCGAAGAAAAACGUACAAACCCAGACGCCUGGAAGGGAAAAGCAAAAGCAAUGGGUGAAACCCACCAUGCUUCCCAUUACUCUACUCAUCGAUUGCGAUUUCGACAAUUUGAUGAGAGACAAUGAACGCAUUUCUCUGGGCGGCCAAUUGACGAGGUGUUAUUCUGAUAAUGGGAAAGCGGCGUUUAGAGCCCAUCUUGCCGUGUGCAGUUUCAAUGGAAAGUUGAGGGAGAGGUUUGAUGGUAUCUUGAACAAGAGCUAUCAAAACUGGAAGGGUGUGAGGUUUUUGGAUGAGGAUUUUGUGGUUGCGAGUGAAAAGGCAAAGGAGUGGAUGGUUGAUGACAAGAAGGGUGGAAGACUUGCUGGUGUGUUUGAGAAGUAUGCUCCUGCCAAUCCUGUUAUUGCAGAGGAGCAACCCGAGGCUACCAACACUCAAGUUGUUUCCAACACCGAAGCACCUGCCGAAGCAAAGACCGAGGAAACCAAGGCCGAGGAGAACAAGACCCAGGACACCAAACCCGAGGCAGCCAAACCCAAACACCAACACCCCAUCUACAUGAAACCCACAUCUCUACCACCAGCAGAACUAUCCGCCCUACACGCCCAAGCCGAAACCAUCUACCUCUCCGCCGACAGCGACUACACCCUAACAGAACUAAAACCCUUCUCCACCUACAUAAUCGGCGGCCUCGUAGACAAAAACCGCGAAAAGGGUAUAUGUGCCGCACGCGCCGCUGCCGCCGGAGUAAAAACCGCCAGAUUGCCGAUUGGCGAUUACUUGGCUAUGGCGAGUAGGAAAGUGCUUACUACCAACCAUGUGCAUGAGAUUAUGCUCAAGUGGUUGGAGUGUGGGGAUUGGGGUGAGGCGUUUAUGAGCGUGAUUCCUAAGCGCAAGGGAGGGCAGCUUAAGGGGUAUGCGGGGGAGGGUGGGGAGGUGGAUGGGGAGGGUGAUGCUGAUGAGGAGAAUGAUCAUGUUGAAGAGGUUGAGGAGAGGGAUGAGGAGGAGGCUGAGGAAGAGAACGAGGCAGAUGCUUCUGCAGAACAAGCUGCUGGAACUGAAAAGACCGAGUAG
Aureobasidium musti is the source of this 1515-nucleotide messenger RNA. The record is from the annotation of a GenBank genome assembly. Lineage: Eukaryota; Fungi; Ascomycota; Dothideomycetes; Dothideales; Saccotheciaceae.